AUGUUCUUCCGCGCGUCGAUCGCAUUCGCCCUUGUUGCCUCCCUCACCGCUGUGUUCAGCGCCCCAGUCGCCGCACCCGUUGUUGAAGCUCGCGCAGACUUCACGCCGCUCGCCUGCUCCGGCCCCAACCUGACCGGAACCUGUGUCGAACUGGGCAGCACUCUUGGCGACGGCCGCGGCACCUGCACGGACCUCAAGUUUGAGGCCAAGUCACUGAAGCUCAACGUCGACAACGACUGUGUCUCGUUCACCAAAACUGGGUGCACGAUCGACUUUGCCAACUCGAACGACUUCGCGACUGAGCAUUUCUCCGAUGACGCGGACGUGAACAACUUGACACCCAAAGUCCUGAGUCUGAGCUGCCAGACCAUCCCCGGACUCGUCAAUGGACUGUUCCCGCAGUAA
This is a messenger RNA of Mycena indigotica, 405 nucleotides long. RefSeq lists its product as uncharacterized. Lineage: Eukaryota; Fungi; Basidiomycota; Agaricomycetes; Agaricales; Mycenaceae. The transcript has 3 exons. The record is from RefSeq and is a predicted model, not a curated record. Bases 1 to 405 code for a protein of 134 amino acids.